Puntigrus tetrazona (Sumatra barb) is the source of this 2712-nucleotide messenger RNA. RefSeq names its product mucolipin TRP cation channel 1b (gene mcoln1b). NCBI's taxonomy places the organism in Eukaryota, Metazoa, Chordata, Actinopteri, Cypriniformes, Cyprinidae. The record is from RefSeq and is a predicted model, not a curated record. Gene Ontology annotation, molecular function: NAADP-sensitive calcium-release channel activity. Gene Ontology annotation, cellular component: plasma membrane; lysosomal membrane. The transcript is spliced from 13 exons. Bases 355 to 2007 code for a protein of 550 amino acids.
UUAUUUUUUUUUAAUGUCUCACUGAAAUGACUGAAACAUUGACGGCAGACGUGUUUUUUUAUAUUAAUGCGUGUGACCUCUCGUUAUCAAGUCUAUCUCAUGUAACUAUUCAGGAUUGAGGUCAUUUCUAAUCCAAACAUUUAAGACUGUCAAACCAUAAUAAACCUAUUGACGUGGUUAUAACAGUAACGCUUAAUAUUGAGAUGUUUAGUAAUGCCCUAAUUAAAACGAAUCUACAUUUAGCACUUAUCCUAAAAAAAAACAUUUGUAGUUAUGUCUCCAUGGUAACAACAGUUCCAUCAAAGUACCAUAGCAAAAGUACAUAAUGAGACGGAGCGCCUGCUGGCCCCUGUGAUGGGAUACGGCUCCGGGGAUCUGAACGGCGGCUGUCAUCGGGGCCCUCCCGUCCUGGACGUGAGCUCGCCGGGGUCACGGCUGCGGGCCGAGGAAGAGGAGGAGGAGGCCCUCAGGAGGAAGCUGAAGUACUUCUUCAUGAGCCCGUGCGAUAAAUACCACGCCAAAGGCCGCAAACCCUUCAAGCUGGUCCUUCAGCUGCUCAAGAUCAUCAUCGUCACCGUACAGCUGGUGCUGUUUGGUCUCAGUAAUCAGAUGGUGGUGGCGUUUAAGGAGGAGAACACAGACUCCUUCAGGCACCUGUUCCUCAGAGACUACGUGGAGGAUUCGCAGGAGCCGCUGUGUAUCCACACGCAGAGAGACGUCUACGAUCACAUCGAGUACGCCAUAGAGCAGUAUCUGGCUCUGCCGCGGACGUCGGUCGGGAGGUACGCGUACGCGCGAGGUUCGGCCGUGAACGACAGCGCCCUCUAUCUGUGCCAGCGCUACUACAGGAAGGGCACCAUCGACCCGGUCAACGACACGUUUGACAUCGACCCCCAUGUCGUCACCGACUGCAUCGGAGUGAACCCACCCCCAGACCCCUCGAAUCCACCGCUAAACCACUACAAGAACAUCAGCCUUAAUUUCCAAAAGUUGAUUAAUGUGACCAUCCAGUUCCAGCUGAAGGCGAUAAACAUCCAGACGAUUAUCAACAACGAGAUUCCCGACUGCUACACCUUCUCCAUCACCAUCCUGUUCGAUAACAAGGCUCACAGCGGGAAAGUGAAGCUGAGUUUGCUCAACGAGGCGUCCAUUAAAGAGUGCAGAGACACCAAUGUGUCGGGACACGGGGACAGUUACGCGCGCGUGGCGUUCGACGUGUUGGUGGCGGUGGUCUGCGGUCUGUCUCUGGUGUUGUGUGGACGCUCCAUCCUCAGAGGAGUCAUCCUGCAGCACGAGCUUGUGUGUUAUUUCCGUCAGUCUCUGGGCCGCUUGGUCAGUUGGGGCGACCGUCUGGAGUUCAUCAACGGCUGGUAUCUGCUGCUCAUCAUCAGCGACGUCCUCACCAUCAUCGCCUCCUUCAUCAAGAUCGCCAUCGAGUUCAAGAACCUGUCGUCGUAUGACGUCUGCAGUAUCUUGAUGGGAACCUCCACCCUGCUGGUGUGGGUCGGCGUCAUACGAUACUUCAGCUUCUUUCAGAAAUACAACAUUCUGAUCGUGACUCUACGAGCUGCGUUUCCAAACGUGAUCCGCUUCUGCUGCUGUGCUGCUGCCAUUUACAUGGGCUACUGCUUCUGUGGCUGGAUCGUCCUGGGACCCUACCACGCUAAAUUCCGCUCUCUCUCGACGGUGUCGGAGUGUCUGUUCUCUCUCAUUAACGGAGACGACAUGUUUGCCACGUUCUCGGAGGUGGAGCAAAGCGGGACGCUGGUGUGGGUGUUCAGUCAGCUCUAUCUCUACACCUUCAUCUCGCUCUUCAUCUACAUGGUGCUGUCGCUCUUCAUCGCGCUCAUCACCGGAGCCUACGACACCAUCACCCAACAAACCCAGGACGUGCCGCAGGUGUCUGAACUGCACCGGUUCAUCGCCGAAUGCACCGACACGCCGACCUCCGGAAACUUCCGCAGCCCAGAGCCGUCCACGUGCUCGCUCUUCUGCUGCUUCAACUAGACAGACUGUGCUUGUGAAGGGCAUUCUGGGUAACACUCCAUUACUCCGGCGCUCGGCAGAGAAAGGGAACACGCUCUUCUGUGUUUGUUUACAGCGUGCAGCUUUUAAGUGCGUUAGAAUUAAUGAGCGGAAGGCGCUUGACGGUUUUUAGCAUCUGCUUUUGUGACGAAGCCCAGCUGAAGCGAGCCCUCUAGAGGCGUGGAGGAGCCACAGCACACAAAGUAACAAUACUACUUCAGCUCAAUCUCACAUUUCACCCUAAAACUGAAAGCAAACGAUAGGAAGUUACGGAAACGCUUUCAUUAAUUAACCACAUUAGUUGAAUAAUACUCCUACAGCAUUCGUUAGUUAAAGUUUAUUUCCGUAUUAUUAAAAUGAGCGUUAACUUUAGGUAGUGCACUAUGAGCUAUUAGCUGAUGUUAACAAAAGUGUUAGCCAAAUUACAUUUUGCUUCAAGACAGAAAAGCUGCUUUAAGACCAUUGCAAUGUUUUGCAUUUUAUUUUAGGUCGAAAUGAGUUUAGUGAGCUGCAGCACACGUGAAAACACACUUUCCGAACGUUAUAUGGCGGGUGCUUUGGUAAAAAAAAACAGAAUGAAAGCUAAAAAAUGUUUUUGCUUAAAAAAAAAAAAAAUCCUUAUUUUGCUUUGUGUUAUUAUUUUUUACAAAAUUGUAAAUUAAUUAAUAUUAUUUUUUAAUUAUUAUU